Lethenteron reissneri (Far Eastern brook lamprey) is the source of this 1013-nucleotide messenger RNA. RefSeq lists its product as uncharacterized. Gene Ontology annotation, cellular component: nucleus; kinetochore. NCBI's taxonomy places the organism in Eukaryota, Metazoa, Chordata, Hyperoartia, Petromyzontiformes, Petromyzontidae. The record is from RefSeq and is a predicted model, not a curated record. Gene Ontology annotation, biological process: mitotic spindle organization; chromosome segregation; kinetochore assembly. Gene Ontology annotation, molecular function: kinetochore binding.
GGGGGGGGGUGUGGCCUCGCGUCACGUGACGCGGUAGUGUUUUGGCGCCAAAAAACAAGUUGAAAACCGCGGGGCCCAACGACAACAACAUGUCGGCCUUGGAUGGCGACGCGGCGAGGUCGCUGCAGGAUGUGAGCGAUCGCCUGGCACGGGUGGCGCUUGGAUGUCCUUUGGGCACCCACGACGAGGCUGUGACGUUGGGCGAGGAGGAGGGUGCCCUCCUGAGGGCGGUCAGUUUCUGCGAGGAAUUGCAGCACCAGAGCCAGGAGCUGCAUGCUGUAGGCGCAGCGUACAUCAAGGAUAAGGAACAGGAUAUUUCCCCAAAUGCCCUUCAUAGAGAGAUUCUGGACUUGCAUAAAACAUUGGAGAAAUCAUCUGGAUUCACCUCCAACAAGGAACUCGUGAUUAACAACUUGCUUACCAACAGGGCACUUAUCCAGACAAUGACGGAGAACAGCAGUGAAAAGACAGAGGCAAUUUUAGCACAGCUCUUUCACAAAACCUCACUGAGUCAGCAGAUUAUUGCAGCUGUAGAGAAAAAGAAUAAGCUCCUUCAGGAGCUCCUAGAGACCCAAAGCGAGGUACUAGCCAUGAAGGAACAGAACCAGGCUUUGCUGAAGGAGGUGAAGGAGGUGAUUGGGGCCCAAGUGAGUCACAGCCAACAGCCGCAGACAAAGCAGCAACUGGCCGGGAGCCACAAAUUGACCAUUGCCAACAAUCGUGUCACCAUUCUCCGCAACGUGUUGCAGGCUCUUAUACAAAGCAGUGGUAUCAAUUGGGCUGCAGAUCCUAACCUACUUGGUUUUGUCCUGCAAAUGGGCAAAGACAAGAAGUUUUAACCGUGUUAAAAUACUAAGUGAUUUUUGCUAAGUCUCUAAAACAUCUACAUUUGUAGUUUUAUUUGCACAAGUACAUUUUUAAUUUUUGUGUUUUUUCUUCUGUAAUAUAAGCAGCAAUGUUAUUAAUUCCUUAUCCAUCUAAAAAGUGAAAUAAAAACAUACUCUUGAACGAGA